This is a messenger RNA of Gossypium raimondii (Peruvian cotton), 1551 nucleotides long. RefSeq lists its product as uncharacterized. NCBI's taxonomy places the organism in Eukaryota, Viridiplantae, Streptophyta, Magnoliopsida, Malvales, Malvaceae. The transcript has 4 exons. The record is from RefSeq and is a predicted model, not a curated record. Bases 1 to 1551 code for a protein of 516 amino acids.
AUGAGCGCUAGAGGUACUCGCGAAAGGGGUACACGAGGCCGUGGUAGAGGCAUAGAAAGUGCUAGGGCAGGGUCUUUGGCGUCAAGCCACAUGCCAAAUAUUGAGGCUAGGGAUGCACCAGCUUCACUGGUGACUGAGUCGGGGUCAUACGAUCGAGCGGCUGGGGAUGACACAUUUUCCCAAGCUAUGAUCUGUAUUCUGGAAAAGGUUAUAGGAACCAGCAUUGCUGUUAUGGGCCGUGGGUCAAUUUCUAAACGACUUCGGUCGAAUAGAGCGAAAAUUUUUAGGGGUGUUUCUAGUGUAGCCCCUAAUGUGGUUGAAUACUGGUUGGAAGCCAUGGAAAGAAUAAUGGAUGAUCUUGACUGCACUUCUGAGCAAAAGCUAAAAGGUACAGUGUCUUUACUGCGAGACGAGGCCUAUCAGUGGUGGCUUACCGUGAGAGAGGGUACUCAGGCCGAACGGUUAACAUGGGAUUUCUUUAAGUCGAUUUUUCAAGGAAAGUAUGUGGGCGCAAGUUAUAUGGACGCCCGAAGAAAGGAAUUUUUGAGUUUGACCCAGGGGAAUAAGACUAUUGCAGAAUAUGAAGCAGAGUUCCUACGACUAAGUUGCUAUGCACGUGGGAUAGUGGCAACUGAGUAUGAGCACUAUAGGGAGCGAGAUUUUGCUGCCCUUGUUGAAAAGGAAAAAAUUGUCGAGGAUGUGAAGCGCUCUAAGCGUCAGAAUUGUGAGAAAGAUAGGGGAAGAUUUAGGAGGGAUUCAGAGCUCUCAAGUUCUUCUAGUAGGCCUAAAAAGAAGGCCAGGUUUUAUAGACCAGUCCGAGCUGGGGUUACUGUUGCUAGACUACAGCCUUGUGUUGACUGUGGGAGACAUCAUCUGGUGAGAGGUGGUCAGCAGCCAAUGAGAGGCCAUGGGCAGGUUAGAGGUGAAAAUGGUGUGGGACGAGGUCAUGGAACGUAUGGCAGAGGGGUUUGUAAUAUUGAGGUGAGGCAGCCAGUACUAGUUUAUGCUACUCAUCACCGUGAGGAUGGUGACGCUUCAGAUGUUAUAACUGUUAAGGUGGAAAAGUUGUUUAGAGAUGUGCCCCUAGAGGUUCAAGGAGUUCUAUUUCUGGCGGAUCUGAUAGAGCUACUGUUUGGUGAAUUCGAUCUAAUCUUAGGGAUGGAUUGGUUGGUUAAGCACCAUGCAAGUUUGGAUUGUGCUGCUAAGCAUAUGGUAUUGAAGACGACUGAGGAUGAGGAGGUGGUUGUGAUUGGGGAGCGAAGGGAUUUUCUGUCUAAUGUGAUCUCUGCUUUAAAGGCCGAAAAACUGGUUCGCAAGGGCUGUGAGGCGUUUCUAGCCUAUGUUGGUGUAUUUGAUUCUGAGGGUCCUUCUAUUGGAGAUAUCAGAACAGUUAAGGAUUUUUCUGAUGUUUUUCCUAACGAGCUCCCUAGGUUGCCUCCAAGUCGUGAGGUUGAAUUUGGAAUUGAGCUGUUGCCAGGAACGGCUCUAGUGUCCAUCGCCCCUUAUAGGAUGGCACCAAAGGAGUUGGUGGAAUUAAAAGCUCAAAUCUAA